Molecule: messenger RNA, 285 nt
Organism: Zalophus californianus (California sea lion)
Lineage: Eukaryota; Metazoa; Chordata; Mammalia; Carnivora; Otariidae
Product: keratin-associated protein 12-1-like
Exons: 2
Coding region: 1-285 (94 amino acids)
Source: RefSeq, a predicted model, not a curated record
AUGUACUUCACCAGCUGCUCCAUGGGCUGCCAGCAGGCCAGCUGCACCCCCAGCCCCUGCCAGACGUCCUGCGGCAUCCCCUGCCAGACGUCCUGCUGCGUGCCCGUGACCUGCAAGCCUGCUGUGUGCCUGCCCGUGAGCUGCAAGCCAGUUGUGUGCCUGCCCGUGAGCUACAAGCCCAUUGUGUAUGUGGCUCCCUCCUGCCAGUCCUCUGGGGGCUGCCAGCCCUCCUUCCCCACCCUGGUCUGCAGGCCUGCCCCCUGCGGCACCUCUAACUGCUGCUGA